Miscanthus lutarioriparius is the source of this 1050-nucleotide messenger RNA. The record is from the annotation of a GenBank genome assembly. Lineage: Eukaryota; Viridiplantae; Streptophyta; Magnoliopsida; Poales; Poaceae.
AUGUCUCAAGGGAACACAACAAAGGCAUCUGAGUGCUCUACUCCUGCAAUUCUGAAUAUGUCUGAUGAUAAUGGUCCGUCUGAGAUGGGUGUUGGUCAGCCAAUGGUUGUUGGCCGGAAGCUGCUUCCACCGAUUGUACCAGGUGAUGAACCAAUUUUUGUGUGUGAAAAGCAGUAUGCUGCUAUCCUUCGUCUGCGUGAACGCCGGCUUCGUAUCAAACAAGCAAGGGAGCAAAGGUUGCUCCAAGCCAAGAAGCUCCGCCCAAGAGGUCCUAAUGGGCGCUUUGUCACGAUCAAGGACAAUCAGGAAGGGCCCAAUGGAGGCAGCAUGGUGGAAUGGAACCCUGCCCUAACCAAUCGAUACCAGCAAGUGACCACUGUUGGCAGCGAGGCGCAAAGCAGCACCCCAUUAGGUUUCUAUUGGUAUGUUUUCACAACCAAUGAAGGUGGGGAAAGCAGCACCCCUGGAAUAGGCUUCUAUUAUCCCUUCAUCACAACCAAUGGCGGAGAAAAUGUUGGUGACGUGGCCUCUGGAAGUGAGGUGCCAAGCAGCAAUGCCCCAAGCGGCUUCUUUUGGCCCCUCAUCGUGGCCAGUGGAUACGAGGAAAACAUUGAUGAGGUCGCCUACGGCAGCAUGGUACCAAUCGGCACCCCUGCGGGAUACUUCUGUUGGCCCGUUGUUGCGACCAAUGAAUAUGGGGAAGACACUGGUGAGUCUGCCUAUGGGAGCGAGGCGCCAAUAGGCAACCCUGCAGGAGACUUCUGUUGGCCUGUUGUCGCAACCAACGACGAUGAGGAAAACGUCGGCGAGGUCGCCUACAACAGCAUCCUGAACCUCGAAUCACCUGAUCCCACCGAUCUCCUCAGGAUCAUGAUGGGCAACAGGUACAGCAUAGAUGAAGUCUCAGAGCAGUUCCAGAAUGUGGCCUGCCUCCAGGCCCCUGGCUUCACCACCCUCCUAACCGUCAUGAACAAUGCAGGGUAUGAUCCGGCUGCGGAUCAUGGCCCCUAUGAUGUGGACAAAGUAAUGACAAAGUUACAAGGGUGGUAA